AAAAAAGUAAGAAUUAUCACUUUGAAUAAAAUGAAUGGGAAAUAUUUUACAUUGAUAUUUAUGACAGAAAUUUUAUGAAUGCUCAUUCAAAUAAGUGUCAUAUUUUACACCAACCUAACUUUUGACGUCACCAGCACAUGAUAUCUUUGUGAGAGCUAAAUUUAGAAGUUUCAAGAUGGAAGGCCAAGCUUAUGGAGCAGGGAUGGCUGGUGGCUCGUUUGAUGCCAUAGCUUUUAUCAAGAAACCAAGUGUGAUUCUUAGACUAUUUAGUUUGCUGUUCUCCAUAAUUGUGUUUGGCUGUAUAUCAAGUCCAGUGGGAGGCUACUAUGAGGGGCAAUGUGUGUACAACAAUGAUCCAAAUGCUUGUAACUAUGGCAUUGCAAUUGGAGUUAUUGCCUUCAUGGCCUGCAUUGUUUUCCUUAUAUUGGAAGCUUUGUUUGAAAACCUAAGCAGUGUCCAACAGAGGAAGAUGGUUGUUAUGGCAGAUAUGGCAUUUUCAGGCUUCUGGACAUUCCUGUGGUUUGUUGGCUUCUGUUAUCUGACCAACCAGUGGAGUAAAUCUAACCAUCCAGAUACAGUCAAUGUCAGCAAUCCACAGGCAGCCAUAGCGUUCUCCUUCUUCUCCAUAGGAACUUGGGUAAGUUUUUAAAUGUUUCUAUAGUUU
Messenger RNA from Lingula anatina, 664 nucleotides. Its product is annotated as synaptogyrin-1. Lineage: Eukaryota; Metazoa; Brachiopoda; Lingulata; Lingulida; Lingulidae. The record is from RefSeq and is a predicted model, not a curated record. Gene Ontology annotation, cellular component: neuromuscular junction; synaptic vesicle membrane.